This is a messenger RNA of Racocetra fulgida, 1080 nucleotides long. NCBI's taxonomy places the organism in Eukaryota, Fungi, Glomeromycota, Glomeromycetes, Diversisporales, Gigasporaceae. The record is from the annotation of a GenBank genome assembly.
AUGUCUAGUGAAGCUUCGAAUUCGAUUAACUUUUACGGGAAUAUACAGAACAAUGGGAUCAUAGCGUCAGAAGCUACUAAAAAUAGGAGUGUGACGAAUACAACACAUCCAGAAAAGAAAAGACCGGCCGAGGAUGCCUCUCAUGUAACCACUUCUCCUCCUAAUCUUCGGCAUCACACCCCGCCGCCCCAUUAUAUCUUAGUAAGUUCCGAUAGUGAACCCGAUGAAGACGAUAAUUCGGAUAAGGAAGAAAAAUUUUGUCUUGAUAUAAAUACCGUUUCGUUUGACGAUUAUGUUGAUCAAAGUAAAAGAGAUUCCAAGUGGAAAUUACUAGAUGGUCGGCAUCUUGUUAAAGCUCUUAAUAGUAAGACUUCCGAAAUGGUUAAACUAUUUCCGAAAAAAGACAAAAAAGAGCAAACCCUAAUUGCGAAAAGAUUGUCUUCAAUAAUUGAUUUAUCAUCCGAGUUCGAAGACGGAAUGUGUUCAUGGUUUGAGAAGGAUUGGGCUAAUAUUAAAAAAAAGGUUUAUGAAAUUAUUGAUAUGAAGCCGAAAGCUUUCGAGGGGGAAGUGGAAAAUGUAAUAGGCACCAUUGAAGAGGAAAAAAUGAGUGAAAUCGAAUAUGCAAUUGAGAUGAUUGCACCGAUAAUGAGCGAAAUAUUUAAUGAUACAUCUGAAUAUAUAAAUCUUCGCUGGGGAGAAACGCUUUCCAAUGUAAUGUCCGAUCGGCGUAGAAAGAUUGAUUUACGAAUCAUUCGUAUCGCGGAUAAACUUGAACUAAGUCAUUCAGAGUGUUCAAAGAUUCCAUCUCCUACGAAAAUAAUACAUGACCGGUCAAAAUGUUUACGUACGCUGAAAGGUGUUUUAAAUAAUUUUUUGAAAAGAGACUUAUCUGAUGAAGAAGUGCGAGAUUCAAAAAUUCUAGGAAUUCAGUUUUCUGGUUUACACGGUCAGAUUAUAGGAAUAGAACUUUUAGAUGAUGGGUUGUACUUUGGACUUGAAGGUCCAACUUUUGAAUUUCCGACACAAUUUAUGAAUAUUAAAUGUCUCCGUAGUGCCUUGGAGGCUUUAUUUUUUUUCAAG